Messenger RNA from Mangifera indica (mango), 1873 nucleotides. RefSeq names its product cytochrome P450 71A1-like. The transcript is spliced from 2 exons. The record is from RefSeq and is a predicted model, not a curated record. Bases 36 to 1565 code for a protein of 509 amino acids. Gene Ontology annotation, molecular function: oxidoreductase activity, acting on paired donors, with incorporation or reduction of molecular oxygen; iron ion binding; heme binding. Lineage: Eukaryota; Viridiplantae; Streptophyta; Magnoliopsida; Sapindales; Anacardiaceae.
UCAGCACAUUCUCAGUCCCACGAGUAAUUCUUGAAAUGGCAAUGGCAACGCUGGCAUCUUUCUUAACGCAAACCCCUUUAUGUCUUUGCUUUCUCCUUCUCCUUUCUGUUCUUGUGUUGCUUAAACUCAAGAGAAGGAGAAACCUCAACUUGCCUCCAUCCCCACCAAAGCUACCCAUAAUAGGCAAUCUUCAUCAGCUGCUAGGCCCUCUCCUCCAUCGCACUCUCGAAGGUCUGUCGAAGAAGUAUGGCCCUUUGAUGCUUGUACACUUCGGUCAAGCUCCGGCUCUCAUUGUUUCAUCACCUGAGAUGGCUAGAGAAAUGAUGAAGACUCAAGAUAUCAGUUUCCUCAACCGCCCCAGAUUCACAACGACAAAAAUUUUCUUUUAUAAUUGCACUGAUCUUGGUUUCACGCCUUAUGGUGAGUAUUGGAGACAACUUAGGAAGCUUUGUGUUCUUGAACUUUUGAGUAUCAAAAGAGUACAAUCAUUUCAAUAUGUUAGAGAAGAGGAAGUUGCCGUUUUGAUGAAUAAAAUUCGUUCUUCUUGUUACAAUGGAGGUUCUGUUAAUUUAAGUGCGAUGCUGGUAGGCGUUGCAGACAAUAUAACAACCCGUUGCAUUUUUGGUAGGAGAGCUGAAGAAGAAAAUGGUAAGAGCAAGUUUGGGGAGAUAACAAAGAAACUGAUGACACAAUUUGCGUCCUUCUGUGUUGGAGAUAUGUUUCCGUCUUUUGGAUGGGUAGACGUUACGACGGGACUGAUUGGUCGUUUGAAGACAACUUCUAAGAAAUUAGACGCUUUUCUUGAUGAGGUGAUUGAAGAACACAUGAUAGAAGAAAGAGAUGGUAAAGGUAAACAAUCUGACAAGAAAGACUUCGUGGAUAUUCUCCUCCAACUUAAGAAGGAUGGCACGUUUGAGGAGCUCAAUAGAGACAACCUUAAAGCGAUCCUUACAGAUAUGUAUGUUGGUGGAUCUGAUACAACUGCAACAACUUUAGAAUGGAUAAUGGCAGAACUUGUGAAAAACUCUAGUCUAUUGAAGAAAGCACAACAAGAGGUAAGAACUGUAGUGGGGAACAAAUCAAAGAUUGAUGCGGAUGACAUUGAGAAGAUGGAAUAUAUGAAAUGUGUUAUCAAAGAAAGUCUAAGGUUACGUGCAAUAGCUCCUCUUCUGGGUGGAAGAGAAACAACAGAAAGAGUGAAAAUUGGAGGUUAUGAAAUUCCUGCAAACACUAGAGUGUAUGUUAAUGCAUGGGCAAUUCAAAGGGACCCGAAAUAUUGGGACAGACCAAUAGAGUUUAUUCCAGAGAGGUUUAUGAACAAUCCGGUUGAUUUCAGAGGUCAACAGUUUCAGUUCAUCCCAUUUGGUGCAGGGAGAAGAGGUUGUCCUGGGAUGCUAUUUGGAGUUGCAGUUGUUGAAUAUGUAACUGCAAACCUUUUGUAUUGGUUUGACUGGAAGUUGUCUGCAGGUUUAACUGAAGACAAACUGGAUAUGACUGAGACUGAUGGCUUAACCAUCCAUCGGAAAGUUCCUCUUUAUCUUGUGCCGAGUCUCUACUCUCCUUGAUAAUUUUAUCUAUGGCUUUUAUGUUUAAUUUAUGUAAUUUUAGGCAUGUCCUUUUUUUUUUUUAAAUUCUUCUUAGUGAAGAAUGUACUAUUAUUGUAGGAUUAGCUAACUUUCUAUCAAGCAUUAUAAAGUUUGAAAACAGAGUUCUUCCGAAACUGUUUUCAUAUAUUAAGUAGCAGCGAGCUAAAUUUAUGUGCUAAGAUCCUUUCCAAUGUUAUAAAUGGUGGAUUUUUCCACCACGGGAAAGAAAAUUCAGUCAAAAGAUAAUGUGAAAGCAUUAAUAAGCCUUGGACAUUUGAUUUGGAAAA